This is a messenger RNA of Schistosoma haematobium, 4869 nucleotides long. RefSeq names its product Vacuolar protein sorting-associated protein 35. Bases 193 to 3288 code for a protein of 1031 amino acids. Gene Ontology annotation, biological process: retrograde transport, endosome to Golgi; intracellular protein transport. The record is from RefSeq and is a predicted model, not a curated record. Lineage: Eukaryota; Metazoa; Platyhelminthes; Trematoda; Strigeidida; Schistosomatidae. The transcript has 12 exons. Gene Ontology annotation, cellular component: retromer complex; late endosome; retromer, cargo-selective complex.
GCCGCCUGUUUCAAGACUUCGCGUUAUGUUUCAAUGAUCUCUAAGGAGGAUCAAGAAGGUCUUUUAGAGGAAUGUCUAUGCACUGUUAGACAGUAUGCUUGUCAAAUGGAAUGCUGUCUGGUUAGGAAUGUUUUUUUAACUUCGUUGUAGGAAAAAAGAUAUUUGGUUGACGCUAUACAACAUGCUGCUAAUAUGCUUUUGGAGAUGAAAAAUUAUUCUUUGUCACCAAAAGCGUACUAUGAGUUGUAUAUUGUUGUUACAGACAAACUACGCACUCUGGAAUCCUACCUUAUCGAAGAACACAAAAGUGGACGCAAGGUUUCAUAUUUAUAUGAAACUGUUCAAUAUAUUUCAAAUAUUCUUCCUAGAUUGUACUUACUUAUUACUGUUGGAGUUUAUCAUAUUAAGUGUUCCGACCUGUCGCGACGUGAAAUUCUUCGUGAUCUGGUAGAAAUGUGUUCUGGUGUACAGCAUCCUACAAGAGGUCUUUUUUUGAGAAGUUAUCUAUUGCAAUCACUACGAAGUGAUCUUCUCCCAGAUAUUGAGGACUCACCAUCAACACAUACAGCUGUAAAUGAAACGGAAGAUGAUAGCAACAAAAGUAGUGGUAAAUUAUCACCUGAUGAGAAUAAACUAGACGAUAACAAUAAUAAUAAUGAUGACGGUGAACAAAAGAUUAGUCAAAAAUCAAUUCAUGUUUACUCACAAGGGACAAUCGCUGAUAGUAUAAACUUCCUAUUAUUCAAUUUUUCGGAAAUGAAUAAACUUUGGGUACGAAUGCAACAUCAAGGACAUACCAGAGACCGUGAAAAGCGAGAACAAGAACGUCGAGAAUUACGUAUACUUGUUGGUGCAAAUUUAAAUCGAUUAUCCCAACUAGAAUCAAUCAAUGUUGAGCGAUAUAAAACACAAGUCCUACCACCGAUUUUGGAACAGAUUAUUGAAUGCCGUGAUGUUAUCGCACAAGAAUAUCUCAUGGAUGUGGUCAUACAGGUUUUUCCUGAUGAGUUUCAUUUGGCCACCUUACCUCUGUUGUUGCGUACUUGUAAUCAUUUACAAGCUGGUGUGAAACUGAAGCCGAUUGUUUGCAGUCUUAUCGAUCGUUUGUCUAAACAUGUAGCUACUGAAUUAGAAGCUGGACGUGAAUUAAAAAUUGAAGUAUCAUGCAAUAAUUAUUCACCAAUUAAAGCAAAAACUUCUUGUAAUAAUAUCAACGGUAAUGAUAAUAAUAAUAAUAAUAAUAGUAAUAAUAACGGCAAUCAUUCUUCUCUACAUAAUGAAGAAGAUAUAUCUUUAUCAACAGUUUAUGAUGUUCAAUUAAAAAACUCUAAUCAAAAUCAAGAGAACAUAAUAAAGAAUGAAAUGAAUACUUCUACUAAUAUUGAUCAAACUUCCAUGUCAACAAAAACAACCACAACCACAACAACUGAUCUUUUCUCAUUAUUCUUCUAUGAAGUAAAUCAAAUUAUUCAUGCACGUUUAACAUUAUGUGAAUUAACAUUGAAUAAUUUACAAUUAUCAUCAUCGUCAUCAUCUAAUAAUAAUAAUAAUAAUAAUAAUAAUAAUAUGAAAACUCGUCCUACAAUACAAACUGUAGCAAUAAUGAAUGGUUUACCAUUAGAAGAUAUUCCAGCAUUUUAUUCAGUUUUAGUUUAUUUAGCUAUGAUAAUUCAUCCAAAUAAUUGUUCUUCCUUAAUUGAUAUUUGUUUAAAUGCUACAGCGGAUGCAUUGAAUCAUGUUGGUCUAGUUCUAAUACCUUCAGGAUCUUCAUUAUCACGUGAUUUACUUCGCCUCCUGUAUCUACCAUUAGAUGGUUCAUUUCCCCAAUCAAUGAAUGGUGCUCAUCGUAUAAGUGCUCCUAUAUCAUCACUUAGCGAUUUACGCACAGUGCUAGGAAUGUCCGGAUUUCGACGUUUAGUUUCAUUAUUAGAUCCAAAAACUACCAAAUGUCGAUUAGCUUAUGAUCUAUUGAAUGCUGCUUUAGAACGUGAUCAACGUCAGCGUCAAGUGUUACAAUUUACUCAAAAUAAUUACAAACAAGAUAUAAGUAAAGAUUCAUCAUCGUCAUGUGCUCAUUUAUCAUCACGUUUGACUACUGAAGCAGAUCUAGAUAAUUUAUUUGAAUUAAUUGAUGGAUUGUUAACAACUGAUCCUAAUGCAUGUGAAGAUCCAAAUGAAUUUAUUGAUGCACAAAGUUUAAUAGCUGGUAUGCUACAUAUUCUAGGACCAAGUCCUAAAAGUCUAGAUCCAGAUAUAUGUUUCAAAUUGUUUACAAAAGCUCAAUUACGUUUAGAACAAGCUGGACAUGCUAUUGUUCGUUUUAAUUUUCCUGCACUUGUUUUUCAAAGUCUUCAAUUAAUACAAACCUAUUAUGAAUUACGUAAUCAAAAUUCUAAUUGGGAAGAAAGUGUUACAAAUGUAGUGAGAUUUUGUCAUCGUUGUUGUACAUGUUUAGUAGCAGCUGAUGCAUCUGAAUCAGCCUUACGAUUAUUUUUAUACUCAGCACUGGUGAUUGAUAAAAUACAAUUUACCAAUCAAGAAUCAAUGAUAUAUGAGUUUAUUUCACAAGCGCUUACACUUUACGAAGAAGCUGUUUCAGAUUCUCAUGCACAAGUUGAAGCAAUUGCAUUAAUUACUAGUACUUUAUAUCAAAUUAAUUGUUUUACUGGUGAUAAUCAAUCUACAUUACGUACUCAAUGUACACGAGCUGCAGCACGUCUACUACGUAAACAUGAUCAAUGUCGAGCAGUUUGUGCAAGUACACAUUUAUAUUGGCCAACUAAACCAUUAGUUAGGAAAGGAAUUAAGCCAAGUCUACUUAUCCCUGUGACAGAUAAUAAUCCUGAAAUUUCAACUUAUGCAAAAUUAUCUGAAACCGAAGGAUUAUCAGAUGAAUAUUACAAUAAAUUACGUGAUCCAAAAGGUGUGAUUUCAUGCUUAGAUCGAGCGGCUAGAUUUGCCAAAGAAUGUAUGGAUACUGCUGUUCGUGCACAAUUAUUUAUUGAUAUUCUUAAUCUAUCUGUUAAUCUUCGUUUAUCUGGUUGUGAACAAAUAACUGAUGACCGAAUAAAUGAUAUCAUUAGUGAGAUUAGAAAUUUACUGAACAGUUUGGAACCAUCUCCUGUCACUGAUCAUAUAACAGUACAUUUUAAGAAUACUUUAAAUUAUAUACGAUAUGAACAACAACAGACUACUGCUGCUGUCAGUGAUUCAGUCAGCAUCAGUGUUGAUACUGAUCCCGAUGUUCAGUCAUUAAGUAGCAAACUAUUUGAAUCUGUUCAAUUAUAAUGACAGAAUGGUUCUGUUUACUAUUAUUAACAUUCUUAUUACAUGAUGUGUAAUAAUUUAGUUCAGAAAAAUAACUGACAUUUCUUUCUCUUGAAAAAUACAACUAUUGACUACUAGUCUCACAGGAUCUUGUGUUUCUAUAUGUUUUGUGGGUGUAUUUUCAUUCCGAGUGAUUUAACAGAGAGAAAACGAUGCCAAACGGUGAUCAUUCAAAUCAUUUCGAUUCAUCUGCUUAAUUUAUUUGUUUUUAUAUAUAUCACAUAAAUUCGUCUUCCUUUGGGGACCUUCAUACGUUGUCUGUUAGAUAUAUACAUGGUGUAUACAGAUACACAUAAAUAACCUGUCAUGUAUGAUUGGUGAUUUAUAGUUGUCCAAAACCUGCAUUUUGAUUUCUCUCAAUUUUAAUAAUUAUGUAACUUUCAUUUAUUGUGACAAAGAAAUUGUGUUGCUAUGCUAAACUUUCUUGACAAAUGUUGUCUUUCGUGUAGACAUUUAAUAUUGUACCACAUUAAAUGAAUAUUAUUUCUAUGCUUCCUUCCUUUCCAAAGAAUCAUUUAUGUGUGUCUGUCUGUUUGUAAAACUAGUUUUAUGACCGUCCAUUCCUAUUAAAUAUGCUGAUCUUUACUUCACUAGUCAUAUAAAAAGGUGAUUUCAUUUUUUUCUUAAUUUGAUUUAACACUACUUACGAUUCGAAUACAUGUUAGUUUCUGAGUAGAUUCAUUUGAUUUUUUCAUUAAAAAUAACUGAUCUUAGUAAUGUUAUUACAUUGGUCAUUAUUGUGUUACUGAACCGUUUCAUAUUUUUAAGUAAUGUGCCUAGGGGUAUGUCUUACCGUGUUCCGAUUUCCCCUUUGCAAUUAAGCUACAGCGUAAAAUAAUAGAAACAACGUUAUGCUUCUUCAAGACACUGAUAUGAUGUGAAUUGAUUCGGUUACCUGCUUGAUAUGAAUAUGACUAGUCGACUAACUUUUAUGGGAGCAUUCAACUAACAAAUCAAUGAAAUCGCUUCCAGAAAAAAACUCAAACAGAUAUUGUAAAUCUUGAUUCGUUACGUUUAGAGACAAAAAAUAAAUGCAAAGUUUUCUUCGGUGAGUUAUUCGAUACUCACGUACUUGUAGGACUGAGCUUUGUCUAUGGACACUGAAUUUAUCUUAGAUCUACUAUCAUCAACAUCAUGGAAUAGUAUUAUGUUCUGUGGCAAAUAUUGAGAAUUGCGCAACUUUUCUAAGACAAUCUCAAUUUUGAAGUGCACGCUUGAUUAAUGCAUUAAAUGUUAUCAAAAUUUGUAAUCAGUUGAAUCAUCGGUUAAAAAAAUGAACCUGGCGAUAAUCAUUUGUGAUAUGGCGAAUAAUAAUUUAAUCAGUCAGGGUGCAAAUGACAUAUGAAAUUGAUUUCUUUUCUUCAGUUUUAUGUGACAUAUAUUCACAACUUAAGAAGGAUUAUAGAUGCCUAAUUAUAUAAUAUGCCAAAUGUAUGUUCACACCCAGCCGUUCUGCUACCUUGAAGUGGUGGUUGUGCUUGCCUAUCGUGAUGAACCAGUCAGGCUAUACUGGCUGUAAUAGUUGUUCCUCAAGGUCCUAUC